Messenger RNA from Nematolebias whitei (Rio pearlfish), 1276 nucleotides. RefSeq names its product adrenoceptor beta 1 (gene adrb1). Gene Ontology annotation, biological process: adenylate cyclase-activating adrenergic receptor signaling pathway; positive regulation of heart rate by epinephrine-norepinephrine; norepinephrine-epinephrine-mediated vasodilation involved in regulation of systemic arterial blood pressure. NCBI's taxonomy places the organism in Eukaryota, Metazoa, Chordata, Actinopteri, Cyprinodontiformes, Rivulidae. Gene Ontology annotation, cellular component: membrane. The record is from RefSeq and is a predicted model, not a curated record. Gene Ontology annotation, molecular function: beta1-adrenergic receptor activity. Bases 1 to 1194 code for a protein of 397 amino acids. The transcript has a single exon.
AUGGAGGACGGCGCCACGUCCCUGCCGCUGAGCCUCCUCCGCAACCGCACGUGGAGCGAGGCGUCCGGCGCGCCGCCGGGCUCCGCUCCGGCCGCGUCCGAGCAGUGGAUGGCCGGCAUGAGCCUGGUGAUGGGGCUGAUCGUCGUGUCCAUCGUCUUCGGGAACAUCCUCGUCAUCGCGGCCAUAGCCAGGACGCAGCGGCUGCAGACCCUCACCAACGUCUUCAUCGUGUCGCUGGCGAGCGCGGACCUCAUCAUGGGGCUGCUGGUGGUGCCGUUCGGCGCUGCGCUCGAGGUGCGCGGCUCGUGGCUCUACGGCGCGUUCUUCUGCGAGUUCUGGAUCUCAGUGGACGUCCUGUGCGUCACGGCCAGCAUAGAAACUCUGUGCGUAAUCGCCAUAGACAGGUACGUGGCCAUCACCUCGCCGUUCCGCUACCAGAGCCUGUUAACCAAAGCUCGCGCCAAGGCGGUGGUGUGCGUGGUGUGGGCCAUCUCUGCGCUGGUCUCCUUCCUGCCCAUCCUCAUGCACUGGUCGCGCGACUCCGUGGACACCGCCUGCUACGAGGACCCGGAGUGUUGCGACUUUGUGACGAACAGGGCGUACGCCAUCUCCUCCUCCAUCAUCUCCUUUUACAUUCCGCUCCUGGUCAUGGUUUUUGUUUACGCGCGUGUUUACAGAGAGGCCAAGCUGCAGCUGAGGAAGAUCGACAAGUGUGAGGGCAGGUUCCACAACACGCUGACCGGACUCACGUCCAAGUGCAAGAAGAGGCCCUCCAAGAUCCUGGCUCUCCGGGAGCAGAAGGCGCUCAAGACUCUGGGCAUCAUCAUGGGCACGUUCACGCUGUGCUGGCUGCCCUUCUUCAUCGUCAACGUGGCGCGCGUGUUCUGCGCAGAGGUGGUGGACAAGAACCUGUUCGUGUUCUUCAACUGGCUGGGCUACGUCAACUCGGCCUUCAACCCCAUCAUUUACUGCCGGAGUCCGGAUUUCAGGAAGGCUUUCAAGAGGCUGUUGUGCUGCCCGAGACAAGCCGACCGCAGGCUGCACGCGAGCUCCUGCGACCUGUCGCGCUGCUCCGGCGGCUUCGUGUCCGCGCUGGAGCCCGGCACCUUGGAGAUGUGGUCUGACUGCGCCGCCUUGGACAACAGCGACAGCAGCCUGGCUGCCAAACUGUCCCACUCUGAAUCACAACUGUGACAUAAAUUCAGAAUAAAAAGUACAUUUAUAAAAAGUUUAGAUGGAAAACUUCAACGUGCAAGGUAAAAAAAAACGCGUUUUU